GACUUUAAUUCCCAUGCUUUCUUGGUGAUGCGUAAACAUUGUUUGGAUUUAUUGUAAUCUGAAUGAUAUGUAUAAAGCCAUAAUUUGUUAAUAAAUGAAUCGAUAUAGUUAAUUUAAGUUGAUGUGGACUUUCUUGAGGCAUUCAGAGGCAACUGUUCCGUUAUCUUGGUCAACGAGAAUGAUGAUUGCUCUUGGGGCAGCAAAAGGGCUUGCUUUCCUUCACAAUGCUGAGAGGCCCGUUAUCUAUCGGGACUUCAAAACCUCAAAUAUAUUAUUGGACUCCGAUUAUACAGCAAAGCUUUCUGAUUUUGGGCUUGCCAAAGCUGGGCCGCAAGGUGAUGAAACUCAUGUAUCAACUCGAGUAAUGGGGACCUAUGGUUAUGCAGCCCCUGAAUAUGUAAUGACUGGACACCUUACUGCCAGGAGCGAUGUGUACAGCUUCGGAGUUGUCCUUCUAGAGCUGUUAACCGGAAGGAAGUCUGUUGACAAGACGAGACCAAGCAAGGAGCAGAGCUUGGUGGAUUGGGCCCGGCCAAAGCUAAAUGACAAGAGAAAAAUGCUGCAAAUAAUUGACCCCAGAUUAGAGAAUCAAUACUCAGUAAGGGCAGCACAGAAAGCUUGCAGCUUAGCGUACUAUUGCCUUAGUCAGAACCCGAAAGCAAGACCCCUAAUGAGUGAUGUGGUUGAGACUUUAGAGCCUCUACAAAGCAAUGGUGGUGGGGCAAAAGAAGUUUCAACAUCAUCAUCAACCCCUACCCUGAUGCGUGGUGGCAGACCAUUUGCCUUGGGGGGGAUCCCAGAUUACCGGUUGCAUCACAGGUUUGCUGGCGCUGUUGGUGCUGGUUGUCGGUCUCCUAACCCAAAUUGUUCCCCAGGUGGCCCUGCUGCAUGCCGUGUUAGAUGAGAAAUAUGAUUUGUAUGUAUACCAUCUAGUGUGGGUUUCUUCGUUCACCCUUUAAACAUGGGUGCAUUUGAUGCUUUACACUUGAUGUACAUGGUAAAGGUAAUCCCAGCCUGUAUUGAUCGUGGCUGUAGCAAUUAUUUCAAUGUUGUGGUGUUCGUUUUCCAGUUAAAACUAUCUUGUGAAAAGCAAUUUACGCAGGUUUUUGUUUUGUUUUUCUUCCCAAAAUAUGGAUAAGCUAUUUACAGACAGACGAGUGUGGAUGGGAAAAGGUUGGUCUCACUCCAUUUUUA
Molecule: messenger RNA, 1194 nt
Organism: Ilex paraguariensis (yerba mate)
Lineage: Eukaryota; Viridiplantae; Streptophyta; Magnoliopsida; Aquifoliales; Aquifoliaceae
Source: the annotation of a GenBank genome assembly